Molecule: messenger RNA, 1614 nt
Organism: Labeo rohita (rohu)
Lineage: Eukaryota; Metazoa; Chordata; Actinopteri; Cypriniformes; Cyprinidae
Gene: ltb4r2b
Product: leukotriene B4 receptor 2b
Exons: 5
Coding region: 346-1314 (322 amino acids)
Biological process (GO): immune response; G protein-coupled receptor signaling pathway
Cellular component (GO): membrane
Molecular function (GO): leukotriene receptor activity
Source: RefSeq, a predicted model, not a curated record
UCUAGGAAGUUAGUGACAGUGAAGAAGCAGCUGGACAUUUAUAAGUAUAAGUGUGCUUGAUAUCUAUAGUAUAUAUCUAAAAUUCUGUAGUGAGAUCACUGAAAAAUAAGAACUCACAAAAUUUAGAAGAAGCAGUUUGGAAGUUUAUCUAGGACAGAAGAAAGAAAAAGAGAGGCCAACUCCGAGACCAACACGACCUAACCAGCUCCAUCUGGUCACUUCAGGGGGAAUAUAGUCCAGCCAUUCGGAUCUAAUCAAUAUUGGGUUAGGGAUAUGAAAGCAUUUUACAGAUAUAAAUAACAUUGCUUUCUGAUUCCCCCAGUUUUUGGGAACACCUCCUUCAACAUGACAGACAGUCCCAAGGAUGAAAUUAACAUCUCUUUUACCUUUGGGGCCCUCAUCCUCAGCAUCGUCUUCCUCCUGGGUGUUCCUGGCAACCUCUUCAUUAUCUGGAGCAUCCUGGCACGUGCCCGCAAGCGCUCCGUCACUACCCUGCUUAUCCUCAACCUGGCCUUUGCAGACGGUUUUCUGAUGUGUCUGACGAUUUUCUUUAUAAUAUACCUUGCCAAGCAGAGCUGGAUAUUUGGAAGUGCCAUGUGCAAGCUGCUUUUUUACUUGUGCAAUACAAACAUGUACGCUUCUAUUAUGAUCAUUACACUGAUGAGCCUACACAGACUGGUGGCAGUGAUGUGGCCCACAUAUUUGACUGCCUGCACUCGUAGACGGAUGGUAUUACUUGUGCUCGGGGGCCUGUGGAUUGUCGUAUUUCUUUUGGCACUUCCUGCUGUGAUAUUUAGAGAAAACAGGACUCUAAAUGGGACGCACCGCAAUGUGUGCACAACUUAUCACGAGAAUUCAAAGCAUGCAGUAUUUCAGUACACACUUGAGACAGUGGUGGGGUUCCUGGUGCCAUAUAUGAUCAUAGUCAGCAGUUAUGUGUGCAUCCUCCGCCGCCUCAGACAGACAAAGUUCAAGAGAAGGAUACGAAGUGAAAACCUAAUUCAAGCCAUUAUUGUGACGUUCUGCGUUUUUUGGCUUCCUUACCACUGCAUUAACAUAGUGCAAGUUGUAGCAGCUCUUACAACAAAAGAAUCACUCAAAGAACAACUGAAGAAUUUCUUGCACUUCAGCCGUCCUGUCACCUCUGCUCUGGCUUUUAUCAGUAGUUGUGCCAAUCCGGUCCUCUACACCUUUGCUGGACGUUCCUACAUCAAAGCCGAUGGUCUGGCAUUCAUGGCCAGACUCUUUGAGGGCACUGUCUUGGACUAUGGCGCACGGAUUAACAGUCAAAACACCAAUGUCAUCAGGCUCUAAACCUCAUUGGCGCUCUUUCACAUAAAAAUCAAAUCUUGGACAAUUAAUUGGAUGCUUCUGCAUCAGUUUGUAUUGUGACUGACAUGGGGAAUAAGAAACAGCAGUCUAAAGUGUUCUUAAAUUGUUUUAAAUCCAUUAUGAAUAAACUUAUUUAUAUAUGCAGACUGCUUUCAUAUUAAGUCAACAUUUCAAGUUUGUAACAUUUGAAGAUUGCAUAGCCGUUACACAUUCAUCGGAAUAACGAUCACAUUUUAGUCAUACUGUGCAUUCAUUUUUGAAAGUAAACAAUCAUAUGCAGAA